AUGGUAGGAUUCGGUGGAUCAACUGCUGGUGUGGCGAGAAAUUCUCCGGAACAAGUUAUUUGGCCAGCUUGUCCAAGAAAUACCGAAUCUUUACUUACUGAAAAAUUACCAAUUCUUCUUGACAAAGUUGAAGAUGAAAUUAUUUUGGUUACACAUGUUGGACCCUCCAAAGCUGGAACAACUGAUGUGGACAAAUUUCCGUUGCGGGAUCCACCGAUUGAAUCUGGCAGAACACCAUUAUCAUCAGAAGAUUCAUCUCAAUGUAACAUUAUGUUUAAUAUUCACGGUCAUUCACAUUAUCCUUUUGGACUUUCACAUUUAGGCCAAACUUUUAUAAUUAAUCCUGGUCCCCUUCAAGAAGGUAGAUUUGCUAUUUUAACUUUGGAAAAUUUUAAUAAAGAAAAAUUAUUGAUAGGUGAAAUGAAAGACUUUUAUCAAUGUUCUAAUAGAAUUAAUUCGUGGUUCAUGGUCGGAUUGGAACUUUUUGUUUUAUUGUAA
Molecule: messenger RNA, 498 nt
Organism: Dentiscutata erythropus
Lineage: Eukaryota; Fungi; Glomeromycota; Glomeromycetes; Diversisporales; Gigasporaceae
Source: the annotation of a GenBank genome assembly